Molecule: messenger RNA, 6845 nt
Organism: Zingiber officinale
Lineage: Eukaryota; Viridiplantae; Streptophyta; Magnoliopsida; Zingiberales; Zingiberaceae
Exons: 4
Coding region: 1134-1745 (203 amino acids)
Source: RefSeq, a predicted model, not a curated record
GUGUGAUAUCUGCUUUUAGUAUUCUGGAUAUGUUGUGCUAGUCCUAGUUUGCGAGUCAAACUAGGUAGUUAUUUUGGUUGCACGGGUUUUCCAUUACGUAUAUGUUUUGGACUUUCGUUUCGGAUUUUAUUAUGAAUUUCCGAUGAUUUUCCCGUAUGGAAUUCCGAGAUCAAUUUGGGGACUGGACAGCGACGGAACAUCUCCAUACGGUAAAUAGGUAUGAUUAAUUUUAUAAUUUUGGUAUCUAUAUUUAAUACUGGGGUAGUAUUGAUAUCCUUAUUGGUCAUAAGAGAUAUGUUUAGUAAUGAGGGAAUGUUUCUCUUAUUGUGGACCAAAAGAAUAGAAAACAAGACAAACGAAUUACUGAAUAUGAAGGGUAUUCUAAUGACAACUUGUAUGUCUCGAAGCUGAUUCUGCAUGAGGAAUGACCUAUGAUACAUAAUCUUACCUUACUUAACAUGAGACUGGUUUCAACACUCGAAUCUAUGUCAAAGAUCACACAAUAACAAUUUUGCAGUUACAUCAUGUCUCACCUUAUAUUCUGUAAGGAAAGGAUAAAACAAACAAAAACAAAUGUUCAUGUUUGAAGCUGAGAUAUAUAGAUAAUGACAUGUCAAAAUAGUGAGUUUGGAUCAAAUUCAGGAAUAUGUCAAGUGUCCCAAUGGAACAGGUUUAGUCUGUACAUGUAACCAUUGCCAAACAAUUAGUUACCAUCCUUAGAUAGUGUCAAUUCCAAGAAUGCUACAGUAUAAUUGCUGGCGAAGUUUGAGUAGUUAUAUUUAAAGUAACCUCAACAUUCUCAUUUAUCUAACUCUACUGUUAUUCUGUUAACGUUCAAUCAUCAAAAAUAAGUGAUCAAGGGUUAAGUUAAAGACAUCAAAGCAGUAGAAAAUAUCUGUCUUGAUUUACAUCAACUGUCAAGUUUGCAAUGAGAUACCAACUUUGUCAAAAGAGGCCAGAUAAUGAAUAUUACAGCAACAUUCAUAUUUGAACGCUCGCAGUCUGAAUUAGGUAGCUGUUGAAGUUUAAAAGUCAUAAGGUCACACAUUCAGAAAAAUCAGCUAUUUGGAAUUCCAACUAGGGAUGCAUAAGACUCAGAAAGAUCACUGGCAUCGGCUAACGGGAAGCGUGGCAUGCUGAUUGAACAAUUGGUAGUAAAUCUCUCUAUUGGCAGCCACUGUAAGGAUUUUGACACGAGACGAGUAUCUCGGAGUUGGAUUGGACAUUUCUUAUUGGAGGUGGUUGACAAGGUCCAUUUCCCUUAUGAUGACUUGCUUCUAGCUGACUAUUAUCGUGGGGUGGAGGUCCAGAGGCUUCUUUCCACUUCUCUCUUGCACAUCCUCAGGAUGAACUAUACAAACUUCAUUGACUUGUCCUGUGAUGAAGAAUCUGAGCAAACAUAUUUUGAAGAUGUUAAACCUAUUUUUCCUUUACAAAUUAGUUCUGGUAAAAGUGGAUGUUCCACAGUAAAUGAUCAGUCACUUCAUAGAGGUGUCUCUUUAAAGCAAGAACUUGAGGAAAGCAGAAGUUCUACUAGUGGUUCCAGCAUAACAGAUCAAGGGGGUCCUUCAGCUAAUAUGAUUUCUCUGAACUUUGCCUCACCAUCUUCUCCUGUUCCUCUAUGUCGACAAUUCUGGAAAUCUGGAGACUAUGAAGUUGGACAAGCUAUUUCUUCCACAUCUGAAAGUAAUCUUUUACCUAUUAUGGUUUGUGAUUUAAAAAUUGCUCUCCAAGGAUUCUUGUGAUGUUCUAAUAAUUGGUUUCUGGCUGGUAAUUGUUAACAGUGAUCUUGUUGCUAUUUCUUUUGAGUAACUUGCUUUUACAUGUAGUUGAGAUGUAGGUUUACACACACACUAAUAUAAUUUUCAAGUCCACAAUCUGUGGUACACUAUCAAUGCAACUAAACUCAUUUACUUUCAGAACACCCUCAAGCUGGAGUUCCAUAUCUGCCAUGCUAAGUUUGUCACUCUUAAGACAUAGUCAAGCUUCAUGGAGUGGCUUAGCCAAAAUGUGGACUUCUUUUUAGUAUGUUGAUAGAAAGUAAUACCUAUUAAUCAGUCUGAUAAAAUAAAAGAUACUUGUAACAAUAAUAGGCCAUGUGGAGCAUGACAUGAUUUUCAUAUGAUUGUAGUUUUAGGUUAAGGGUUAGCUUUAAGUCAUAUCUCUUUGAUAUUUGCAUUAGAUGAACUAUCUAAUUGUAUUUUAGAUAGAUACAUCCUUAAGCUAGUCUACCAUGCUAAGUUUGUCACUCAAAAAUAUAAAUUAAGCUUCAUAGAGGGGCUUGGCAAAACUAUAGAUUGUCGUAAGUAGAUUACUUGAAAGGAAUAUUUAGUAAUUAUAUCAAUGGGAUAAAGCUAUGUGAUAAUCUUAUUUAUUAGUGUUAGAGUUGCAUUGGGGUCUAAGUAACAUAUGAAUUUUCUCCAGUUAUACAUUAACAUUAAGGAUAGGCUCCAAGUCAUUUUCCUUUCACAUUAAAGUUAGAUGAACUAUCCAAUCAUGUUCAAGAUAAAGCUCUCAUUAGUUAUUUUAAGGCAUUAUUUUGUUAAUUGAUGAGAGUGUAAUUAGCUUAGUUUGAAAUUUAAUUUUUGUAGAGAAAACUUUAGCAUUAAAAGGUUUUAAGAUAUUAGGAAAAGCCUAGUUGAGAUUAAGUCUUAAUAGAAAAUUAUGAUACAAUGUAUCACAUGUUUUUGUUCUGCUGGAAGAUAUGGUGAUCUGUUAAAUCGGUGCUAGGUGACGUACAUUUAUCUUUUAUCUUGUAUUUGUGUUUGAUCUUAUUCUACUCUGUCUAGUCUAUAUCCAAUUGAUGUAAAAUAAUGAACAAACAAUUCUCACCCAUUGAGAAGUUAGUAAUCUCACGUAGAGAAAAGAAAUUAAAAAUUGUAUUUGUGGGAAAACAUGAUUUUGUAACCAUAUAUAGGUUGAAAAUAUUUCAAAAAUUAUGGGAUAGGAUAGCAUAACUAAUUUUCAUAAAAAUUUAUUUAGUUUUUUAAUGUCCAUGUAGAAAAGUUUGUCAAGAAUUUUAUUAGAAAUGCUAUUAUUUUAUAAAGAAUAAGUCAUAUUAUUUUAUGAAGUAUAAGUUGUGUUAUUAAUAUGUCAAAAGGGUUUAGCAUCCCAUGUAUCAAACAAAUUUUAAGUUAAUACAAUUUUCAAUUGUAAAAAUGGUAUCAAAGUUGAAAUUUGGUAAUUCAAUCUUAGUACUAGCUCAUCCACGAAUCAUUCACACUUUGAUAUAUGGUUUGGUUCCUUCUCUCCUUAUUCUUUCCUUACAAAUAAGUUAACUCUUUCCUUUUUCAUUCUUUCAUACUCUAUAUUUAUUCCUAAUCUGGGCCCUCUCUUUAUUUUCAUGCCCUUUUAAUUUUAUUUUCCUUUACCCUAGUCUUUCUACUCUAGUUUUGCUAAAAUGAUUCUAUUAUCAUUCCCUUGGCUUAUUUGUGCUCUUACUCUUUUUGUUAUCACCUCUUAACUCUAAAAUUAUAUAUAUAUAGAUAUAUAUAUCCUUUUUGAUUUGCAUGUAAAAAUUAAAAAAAUACAAAAAAGGGUCUCAAAUUUAAUCUCUAUUUUCAAUCGGAGAAAUGCUCCUAGCUAUAUAAACCUCUUCCUUACCAAUAAACACGUUAUCUUUUCUACCCAUCAAACUUAUUAAUCACAACUAUUUUCUUUAGGAAACACAGAUUCUCUCAUUGCUUCAAAUCCAUGAUGACUUCUUUUAAUUUUUUUAUUCUCUUUAUAUUUAUUAUCUUCUUUUUCUCCGUUUUCGAGUUUCCUAUUACUAGUGUUUAUCUUUAUAUUCUUUCUUUCCACCAUUUUCAUCUUUUAAAAUUUCUCUUCUUUUAUUCUUGCUUUGCGCAAUGGUAAAGUUCACGGGUUCGAAUCCUGGAAACAGCCUUUUGCAAAAAACAGGAUAAGGUUGCGUACAAUGGAUCCUUCAUGGGACUUGUAUGGCGGGAGCUUCGUGCACUGGGCUGUCUUUUUUUUAUUCUUGCUUUGUCCUUUUUCCUCUUCUAAUCUUUUUUUUUUUCAUUUCCUUGUGAUGCUUUCAAUCAAAACUCUAAUCCAACAAAUCUCAUAAUUCACAUUCUUUUCUCUUCCCCUUCUCUUUUUAUCAUCAUGAAUUGUUUCCUCCAUCACAUCCUCUACACUGAUUACCAUCUUCACCUUUCAUUGCUUUGUUCUACCACCAUCAUUAAUUUUCUAAUCCAAGAUUUUUACCUUUUGCUCAACCCUCAUUAUCUCUUUUUCCAAUCUUCAUACUUGGAUUUCUUUCACCUAGAUUUUCCCCUUUUGUUUGUCCUUCAUUGCUGUAUUUCUUUUAUCAGCUUUCAUAGAUGGAUUUUUCUCUUUUACUCUGCUUUCAUUGUCAAUUUUUUCUUUUAAGAAUUCCUUUAGCAGUCAUCUUAGUUCAAGUCCUCUUUUGCUUGUCCUUCAUUGUUAAUUUUUCUUUUUCUUUUUUUUUCUCUUUUGCUUGACCUUCAUUGCUGAUUUUUUGUUUUACCAGCCUUUAUAACUGGAUUCCUUUUACCUCCUUCAUAGAUGGAUUUUUUCCCUUUUGUCCGGCCUUCAUUGUCGAUUUUUUUUUCUUUUAUCACCCUUCAUAGUUGAAUUUCUUUUACUAGACUUCAGAGUUCAUAGCCUCAUAAUUGUAUUUUUCCUUUUUGCUUGACUUUCAUUUCUGAUUUUAUUUUAUUUUUAAUAUUUUACUAGCUUUUAUAGCUGGACUAGCUUGAUUAACUGGAUUUUCUAUUUUGCUCAGCCUUCAUUGUCGAUUUUUGUCUUUUACCACUCUUCAUAGCUGGAUUUUUCCCUUUUGCUCGACUUUUAUAGCUUGAUUUCAUUUGCUUUUUUAAUGGACUUUUUGUUGCUUGAUCUUUAUUGCUAUUUUUUUUUUCUUUUACCAACCUUCAUAGCUAAUUUUUCUUCGUUAUUGGGCCUUCAUUGUUGAUGUUUCCCUGUUACCUCCUUUUAUAGCUAGAAUUUUUUGAACCUUCACAACUCGGCAGUUGUGCUUAAUAACAUACUCAAUAAUUUUAAUUCAAUAUAUGAUUGUUCUAACUUGUCUACAUCGUUACUUUUUAAAUUUAUUUGAACUUUAAUUUUUUUUUUAUAUAUUUUAAAACUAGGUAAAAGUGUUUAGUCUGUUUGAAUAGAGUUUUUAUUGGGAGAAUUAGAGUUUUGAUCAAUAGAAUUAGAGUUUUGAUUGAGAUAAUUGGAGUUUUUAUUUAAAUAAAUUGAGUCUUUAUUUAUGAACAAAAAGUCUUGUAUUAAAGUUUUGAAUUAAAUUGUUGAAAAUUGUAUUAACUAAAACUUGUCAAAUACAUGGAAUCCUAAAUUGAUAAUACGACUUAUUUUUCAUAAGAUAAUAGAUUUUUCUAAUAAAAACCCAAAACAAGAGUUCUCUUGAAGGACUUAUUAAAAAAGUUAAAAGACAUUAAAAAAGCUACACAAGACUUUUGUGAAAACUAAUUACACUAGCAUAUCCUAGAAUUUAUGGAAUAUUUUAGUCUAUAUAUGGUUACAAAAUUAUCCUAUAAUCUAGUGAGCUACUUAAUCCUUUAGUAACAUAAGAGGUACAAAUUAACCCACUCUCUAGUCUCCUUGAUGAAGUGUCUUCAAUGUGUUUUAUUUGAUCAUAUUGACUCGAUUGUGAUUAUGCUAAUCGGAGAGUUAUUAUCACAAUAAAGUCUCAUUGGGUCAUCCCACUUGAGCUUCAAGUCUUAUGAUUUUUUACUAAAGUAGUUCAGACACCUGUCAUUACUUGGAAUUCUACCUCUGCAUUUGACAAUGCUUCCACAUGCUCUUUCUUGCUCCAUGUCUUUUAAAUAGAAUACCGUGUUCCUUUGAGGUAUUGUAUUACUCGGUGAGCAGCCAUUGAUACAUUUCCUUUCUAUUAUGACAUUUUUCUCUACCAUUCUAAGUCUAAGAUUUGGACCUAUUAGAGUACUUGCUGCCUUGCAUGUUGUCUUGUCUAGGAGAUCUAUAACUUAUUUUUGUUCAGAGAUAAAGAUGUCUUGCUUAGAGUGACUAACAUCAUUUCUUGUCACAAUUAUAUCAACAUAUACUAAGAGCGUUGCGACUCCACCUAAAGAAGAGUGUUCAAUAAAUAACGUGUAAUCCCUUUUGCUUUGUCUAUACCCCAUGACAAUCAUCUCUCUCACAAAUCAUGCUCAUGGUGAUUGCUUAAGUUUAUCUAAGGUUUUCAUACAGUCUGAGCUUCCAAAUUUUUUUUCAUAUCUUGAUGGGUGAAAUUUUUAGAAUGGAGAGGGGAUGGAGAUGUUUUACAUAGGAUAGAAAUUGGAUUGUUGAAAUGAAGGAUAGCGUUAGGUGUUUUCUUUUUGUGAUCGUAAGAUACCGCUAAAGUUUAAAGAGAAGUCUUACAUUACAAAACGGUAGAUAGACUUUCUAUAUUAUAUGAAGUUGAAUGUUAGAAUAUGGAUCGAAUACAAGAUGAAAGUUAUAGAGAUAAAGAUGUUAAAGUGUAUAUGAAAGUUGGGGUUGCAUCUACUAGGGGAAAACUCUAAGAGACACGUAUGAAUAUUUACUUAGGCGAUCGGUAAAUGCCUUGUCUAGUCUCACAUUUUCAAUGACAUUAAGAUACUGACUGACAAUGAAAGUAAUGACAAGUCGAGAAAGAAAUACCCUUAUCCUCUGGUAUGAAAUUCUCUCUCUGAAGAUAACGUGUAUUAAAGUAAGACAUUUGUUCAUUGAAAGUAAUGUCCUCCAAGACAUAUAACUUCUUUAAUGAAGGAUGAUAACACUUGUUCCAUUUUUGAGUUGAGGAAUAACUUAAAUAUCCAAGUGACAAUAUUACAUAGUGUGCAUGAUUGGAACGUUAAGAGUGUUUCCAUUGG